Molecule: messenger RNA, 2240 nt
Organism: Leptopilina heterotoma
Lineage: Eukaryota; Metazoa; Arthropoda; Insecta; Hymenoptera; Figitidae
Exons: 3
Coding region: 245-1747 (500 amino acids)
Source: RefSeq, a predicted model, not a curated record
AAGUAAUAAGUAUUAUUGUCGAUGUAUUAUAUGUGCUUUUAAAAAUUGUUAAAUGAUAAAAAUUCGUUAGAUUUCUGCAUUGCUUCGUUGGAGUUUACAACGAGUGUACUAAAAUGAUGUUUGUCUAAUUUUUCUUGUUUAUAAAAAGACGAAAAGAAUUAUCACCAGUAUCGACAUUGAAUAUCAUUUGAGAUAAAUUGAAAAUUUGUAUAUUCUUUUAUAAAAGAAAUAUUAUUGUUCAACCAUGUUAAGAAUAGCUGUUAUCUGUUUACUAUUCUCAUUUGUCAAUAGUAAAAAUUGCACACUUUCCAGAGAUGAGUUAAAAAAAUUAGAAAAUACUCUCUCUCUAGCAUUGGAUUUUGCGAAAAAGAAUGUUGAUAUAAAUGAAAAUGCAAUAAUUUGCGUAGGCUCCGCAAGGGCUGGAAAAAGCACAUUAAUUAAUUACUUAAUAGGCAAUCCAUUAAAGGGAGAAUCUAUUUCAAAGUAUGAGUCUUUAAAAAUAUCAAAAGCAGACAAUUCUCCAGGGCCGGAAAUUGGUCAGGGACCAACGUCAAAAACUAAAGAGCCUACAAAAUAUAGUAUGCCAAAAUUUAGAAAUACUGUAGUCUGGGAUUCUCCUGGAUUUCACGACAAUAGGGGAGAAUCACAAGACAUCAGUAAUUCCUUUUAUAUUUAUCAGUUGUUGAAAACUGUUAAAAAUCUAAAAAUUGUAGUAGUUGUUGACUAUAAUAUCCUUCUAACAGAUACUUCUUCACAGAUGACAUCACUUUUAAAUUCUCUUGAAAACCUAUUUGGAAAUAAUUUUAAACACAUUUUCUCAAGCACAAGUAUGGUUUUUUCGAAAGUACCUUACGAUAAAAGUAAUAAAGAAAGUAUGGAACUUAUAAAAUCUAAAUUGCAGUAUAAUUAUAUAGAUUCUGAAUUGAGCAUGUCUGAAAAUGCAAAAAACUUUUUAAAAUAUGUAGUACAACAUAAAGAAAGUAUUGCAUUUUUUAAAUCAGCAAGAAAAGUAGGUUUAAUUAAUUCUAAAGAAAUUGGUUAUAAUAUUAUUGAAAGUAUUAACGCUUCCAAAAUCUUAAAUAAGCAAUUACUUCAGGAUGUAAAACCAAGUAUGUCGGAAUCUUCAAGAAAUUGCCUAUCAGAAACCCUUGAUAUUAUUCUAUUAAAUCCAUUAUAUGAUCAUUUAGAAAGUGUGACUAAUGAGAUUAUAAAAAUAAUUAACGAUUAUGACACGCAAGUAAAAGAUUCAAAGCAACUAAAUGUUAUUGAAAAUAAAUUAAAGGAAAUUAAAAGCGUACUCAAAAAAGCUAAAGAAGUUAACAAUAAUUUAAUUGAACAAUUUAAUUUUUACACAUCAAUCAAUGAUAAAAUAAAGACAAGAAUUGAGAAUUAUGAUUUGGUAAAGAAAGUUGAACUAAUAGAUUUUCUUGAUAACUUAUUGAAUGUAACAAAAAAAAAAGAUACAGAAAUCCUUGUUAAUCUUAAAUCAUCUGCUUUAAUAGCGCAGGUAGAUUCAGUACUAAGUAAUAUUCGAUUACAAUAUUUGAAACAAAAUACAGCAGAUAAACAAACGGAAUUGGAGGAUUUCAGAAAUAAAUUUGAGGCUUUGAAAAACAUUUCGAAAUUCAAAAACACUACUGAAUCUCAACCAGAAGCAAUAACAAAGGAAGUUUUCAAACCCAAUCUUCUUGUUCCAGUUUUUUCUUUAGUAGCAUUUCUUAUUAUAUGCUUUUUUCUAAUUGAUUAGCUAUUAAUUCAACAAGAGGCAAUCUACUCUCCAGACAUUCAACAUCAUACACAAAUGACCCUGACAAGGAAGAAAAGAAAAGUCUUCUUCGCCGGCCUGAAAGUCCGCAACAGUUAAUUAGUAAUUUCAGAAUAAUGAUUGUGUUAAUUAUUUGAUAGUUUUUUUAAACAUUUAUUCCAAUAAUAAAAAAAAAUGGUCAAAUGUUUUUAACAUCUAUUAAAAAUUAUUAUAAUAAUUGCUCUUAAGUUUUAAAUUAACUGUCAUUAAUUUAAAGAAUGAAAUGAAUUAUAAAGGAUUAUGGAUUUACCAAAAGAUUAAUGUUGACAAUAAGAAAUUAAACUUGCUAACCUGACAACUAAAUUUGUGUAACUAUGGAGAAAAUAAUUCUAUUAAUAUUAUUUUUACAAUUAAAUAUUACUUUUUCUUGUAAAUUAAUUAUAAUUCCUUUACUGUUAAACACAUUUAUCUCAUAUUUUAUGACAUUUGUUUUAUA